AUGACGGUCCAGUUUUGCGUUCAGGUUGUGCUUGGCUUUCUGAUAUGGGGCAUUGUUGCCUCUGAGGGAAAUCAAGCCAAUAACGCAAACAACAAACUGAGAGGGAGAAUACGACGAGACACUCCACCAUCUGAGUUUGACGAGAUUGAUUUUGAUUUUGAUGGACUCGACGAGAUCGAAUGGACACGAGGAGACGAAGGAGGUGAAGGAGAAGCAGUCCAACAAAUUGUGGGAGGAGAGGAAGCGAACCUUGGUGAUUAUCCAUACUUUGUGGACCUUGGUAAUUGUGGAGGCAGUUUGAUUGCUCCAGAUCUAGUAUUGACUGCGGCACAUUGUGGAGAUUACCGGGGAUACUACGUCCUAGUGGGAGCUUUCAAUAGGGGUAACGACUCUACGGAGGGAGCGACCUUUGCCAAAGUUACCGAAUGGGCACGACAUCCGUACUAUGAUGACGAUUCAGCCAAGAAUGAUUUUGCGUUGAUGAAGAUUGACCCACCUGUUUAUUUGGAUGCAGAUAUCGUCCUAACACUGAACGAGGAAGGUGAUCUUCGGGAAGGCGAAAGCCUAAAAGUGAUGGGAUUGGGAUCAUUGGAGGAGGACGCUGAUGAUGAUGGUGUUGGCACUCUUCGAGAUGUUACUGUGAAAAUGAUACCAACCGCCAUCUGCAACGGAGAAGCUUGGUAUGACGGAGAUAUCGAUUACACCAUGUUUUGCGCAGGUUACCAAGAGGGCGGUAGCGACUCCUGCCAAGGAGAUUCGGGUGGUCCACUGGUUCGUGUGGUUGGAAACCAGCACGUGCAAGUUGGCAUUGCUUCUUGGGGUGCAGGCUGCGGUUUCCGACAAAGACCGGGAGUCUACUCUGGAAUCAAUAGGGCCUCCGUCCAAUGGAUCAAGCAGAUCGGAUGCACGCAAUGGGAUAGUUCGGGCUCCUUUUGUCGUGGCUCGAGCGGUGCACAGGGGGGUAGUGGUGGCGUCAUUGGUUCUGUGAUUAGCUGCGCAUGGAAUGAAAAGGAAGUUGAUUUCACACUUCUCACUGGUGAUGAUACUGGCGUUAUUGGAUGGGAAAUUAUCAACGUUGCAAAAGGCAAGAGCGUUCUGACGCAAAUGGGAUCGGAGAAGUGGGAGACAUACCAAACAAGAAAGUGUUUGCCUCAGUCUCCAUACAUUCUACUCAUGAAGAAUUACCGAGGGAAUGGGUAA
Molecule: messenger RNA, 1200 nt
Organism: Cylindrotheca closterium
Lineage: Eukaryota; Bacillariophyta; Bacillariophyceae; Bacillariales; Bacillariaceae
Source: the annotation of a GenBank genome assembly